AACCAAGACGAACUCCAAAACUGGAAAAAAUCAAAAAGUAAAAUGAAAGAGACUCGCCUUGACAAAUUUCAUCACGCAAUUUUCAUGGCGGCUGAAGCAGGUCCAACGUCCAACUCUCCAACACCAUCGCCGCUGACUCAAAAUCCCGGGGAUAAAAGCCGUGACACUUGCCUUUAUCCCCUCUAGUUUUCUUCUCUUCUGUCGUCACUGUGCGCUAAAAAAUCAAAUCAUUUUGAUUUCGUUCUUUUCUUCAAAGCAUCGAGAAUGGAAACAGUGAUGGAGGAGGAAGACUACAGCUGGAGGGAAGUGAAGCUGCCGUCGCUCAUACCAAUCGUGCCCGUGCCGGAGCUGGAGAGAGAGACCGGCGAGAGAAGGCGUGGCCGAGACAUCGUCAUCGCCGUUGAUCAUGGCCCCAACAGCAAGCACGCCUUUGAUUGGGCCCUCGUCCACUUCUGCCGGCUCGCCGACACCAUUCACCUCGUCCAUGCCGUCUCCAAUGUGGAGAACGAGGUUGUGUACGAGAUGACCAAGGCCCUCAUGGAGAAACUUGCUGUUGAGGCUUUGCAGGUUGCUAUGGUGAGGACUGUGGCUAGGAUUGUGCAAGGGGAUGUGGGCAAAGCAAUCUGCAAGGAAGCAGAUAGGCUGAAGCCUGCAGCUGUAGUCAUGGGUUCCAGAGGCAGAAGCUUAAUUCAGAGUGUACUACAGGGAAGUGUGGGUGAGUAUUGUGUCCACCAUUGUAAAUCAGCACCCAUUAUAAUUGUUCCUGGCAAAGAAUUUGGAGAUCAAUCGUUGAUCUAGUGAAAUUGGCGAUAGAACUUGUGAAAUGAGUCAUGAAGAUUAUGAACUUUUAUAAAAGCUUGUUUGUAAAAUUGUCAGUCUGUGAGUAGGACAGAUUUAAAUUUGAUUCUAUUCAAUGUGAAUUUGUGUUGAGAAUAUCUGUCACCCUGUAUACAGUUUAAUGAUCUUUGAAUUAUGUGUAAUCUUGUGAAUUGCAAACAAAUUUCAGGAUCAA
Molecule: messenger RNA, 1012 nt
Organism: Malania oleifera
Lineage: Eukaryota; Viridiplantae; Streptophyta; Magnoliopsida; Santalales; Ximeniaceae
Product: universal stress protein PHOS34
Exons: 5
Coding region: 265-798 (177 amino acids)
Source: RefSeq, a predicted model, not a curated record